AUGAAGUUUCCUCUGGACAAAGAUGUUGCUUAUUACUUCAGUAGUGCUUUUGCUGUUCGAGAAUCAUUUACCGAGGAGCAGUCGCGCAUGUCUUUCUUAUCCAUUGUCUGCUUAAUGUGGAUUCAGCGCCUCCUUUUUGGCACGGUGCAGUUGGAUCAUUUUGCGCAAAUACGACUACUGACAACGAAGAAGUAUUGGUUGCGAUUUUUCCUUAUUCUGAACGAUGAUCUUUGUUAA
Messenger RNA from Gongylonema pulchrum, 237 nucleotides. Lineage: Eukaryota; Metazoa; Nematoda; Chromadorea; Rhabditida; Gongylonematidae. The record is from the annotation of a GenBank genome assembly.